AUGCGCACAUCAAUUUUCCUCAUAACUUCCGAGUUGUUUCAAAGUCCGGCAAGCGCCCAGUUAGCCUCCCGGCCCUGCGGCCGUGACCUUAAACGCUCGAGGGAGCCUUUUAUCUCCCCUUCGUGGGCACACUCUGGCCUGGCCGUCGGUUCGCCGGCGCCUUCAGACCUGCCCAAUUCGGCCCAGGCCGGUCGAGCCAAGCGUGUCGAUCGGAGACCAGACCAGUCGUGCUUGCUCGUGCUCGUUCGUGCUCGCUCGUGUGUGCUCUCGAGCUCCGGGCCUGGCCUCGGCGAGGUCACAUCGCCCGAAUGUCACAGUCAGUCGACGUGUCACCUCGUCAUCGGACCUGUCCGGUUCGGCCGAGAAGCGGCGACCAGAGAGCAUGACUGGUCGGUUGAUAUUGAAUGGGAACUUGGCUCAUCCUCGGUCGCUGAAGCUAAGGCAGGGCGACUUACAAUUGCAUUCUCCCACAAUGAAGCGGGAGGCUCGAAGAGAAAAAGGUGCUCUCCGGGAACUUCGAUCAACCCUAAAGAGGCACUAGCUAGAAGGGUUAGAUGGCCAACAGUUAAAUCAUGCAAUGUGGUCUCGCUUUGCUCCUCUCUAGUUGUGCAUGAAGAACGGACUUCUUUGCACAUCUACGAGCCUCGCACAGAAUAG
Messenger RNA from Protopolystoma xenopodis, 657 nucleotides. The record is from the annotation of a GenBank genome assembly. NCBI's taxonomy places the organism in Eukaryota, Metazoa, Platyhelminthes, Monogenea, Polystomatidea, Polystomatidae.